Daphnia magna is the source of this 1230-nucleotide messenger RNA. Its product is annotated as WD repeat-containing protein 61. Lineage: Eukaryota; Metazoa; Arthropoda; Branchiopoda; Diplostraca; Daphniidae. Gene Ontology annotation, molecular function: protein binding. Gene Ontology annotation, cellular component: Cdc73/Paf1 complex. The transcript has 8 exons. The coding region runs from base 16 to 1086 and encodes 356 amino acids. The record is from RefSeq and is a predicted model, not a curated record.
UGACGACCAAGUCUUAUGGCCAAAGUCGACGCAGUGAACGAACCCAUCCCCUCUAUGACUUUGAUUUUAGCUUUCCCGGCCUCAAUUGUGGAAUUGAGCGUGAUCUCGAAAUUUGAGUUGGGUUUUCGUAUUUUCAUCUAUCGUUGUCACAUUGAUACCGCUAAUGAAAUGUAUGCUUUGGUGCAUAAGAAAGAGGCUGCACAUGACGAAGGAAUUUGGAGUUGUUCCUGGACCAAUAAAGCCGAAGUAGGUCCAGAAGAAUCUGAUUAUGUAGUUACAGGUGGAAUUGAUGAUGCUGUAAAAGUUUGGGCUUGGAGAAAUGAUCAGCUAGAACUCCGGCAUAGACUGGAGGGCCAUGCAUUAGGGGUAGUUUCUGUUGACACAAGCUUUGAUGGGAAAUUAAUAGCCACAAGUUCCUUGGAUUCCUUUGUUCGUAUUUGGGAACUGCAAAGUGGAGAAAAAAGGCAAACUAUAGAGGCUGGUCCAGUGGAUGUUUGGAGUGUAAUGUUCACACCUGACUCAAAGUACAUUAUCUCUGGUAGUCAUGCUGGCAAAAUCAAUUGGUUUAAUGUAGAAACUGGCAAACUUCAUCAGUCAUAUGAUACACGUGGAAAAUUUACUUUAAGUAUAGCGUGUAGUCCUGAUAUGAAGUUUGUUGCAAGUGGAGCAAUGGAUGGCAUAAUAAAUGUGUUUGACAUCGCUACUGGGAAAUUAGUGCACACGCUGGAAGGACAUGCACUUCCAGUGAGAUCCUUGUGCUUCUCCCAGAAUUCUCAGUUGUUAUUAACAGCUUCAGACGAUGGACAGAUCAAGAUUUAUGACGUGCAACACGCACAACUAGCUGGAACAGUUUCUGGUCAUGGGUCAUGGGUACUCAGUGUUUCAGUUUCUCCUGAUAAUACACGCUUUGUCUCCGGAAGUUCCGAUCGAACAGUAAAAAUUUGGGAUAUGAAGGCGAAGCAAUGCCUUCAUACAUUUACUGACCAUACUGAUCAGGUAUGGAGUGUUUGUUUCAAUGGAGAUGGGGAACACAUCGCAUCAGUUUCUGAUGACAGAUCCAUCAACGUAUACAGCUGCCCAUUAUGAAAUAUACGAUAUUUCCGCCUUGAACAGAUGAACACCAUCAAUAUCUUUUCGAGAAAUUUUAUUGUAACUGAAGAAAAAAAAACCCACGUGUAAUAUUAAACUGAGAUGCGAAUCUGACAACGGUUACACAAGUUCAAGAUAAAA